AUGACAUCCAUAGAAGGAAUUUCAUUAGACGCUUUAAAAGAAUCAGGGAACUUAGCUGUUCUAGAAGAAACUAAUCAGAUAUUAGAACUUCAAACUAUUUUGAAAGAUAGAUCCACAGAACAUUCCGAUUUCGUCUUUUAUGCUGAUCGAUUGAUGCGAUUAGUGAUCGAGGAAGGCUUAAAUCGUUUGCCGUUCACCGAAAUUUCCAUUACAACUCCUACUCAUUGCACUUACAAAGGAAUUAAAUUUGCCCGUGGAAACUGUGGAUUAUCCUUGUGUAGGAGUGGAGAAGCUAUGGAAAUCGCUUUGAGGCAAUGUUGCAGAUCAAUCCGAAUCUGCAAAAUGCUCAUAGGUGGAGAUGAACAAAAAGUUCUUUACGCUCGUAUGACUCCGGAUAUUGCAAAUCGUCGAGUGCUCCUUUUAUAUCCAAUUAUCAGCACAGGAAAUACAUCUUCGAAAGCAGUCAUGGCAUUGAAAGAAGCUGGAGUACAAGAGCACAAUAUAUAUGUCAUUACCUUAUUUAUAACUCCAGCAGGUCUCAAACGUAUAGUUAGUGCUUAUCCCAAAGUUACCAUGAUCACCAGUGAGGUCUCUCAAGCUAUUCCUCACAAUUUUGCUAUGAAAUACUUCGGCACCGAUUAA
Molecule: messenger RNA, 642 nt
Organism: Auanema sp. JU1783
Lineage: Eukaryota; Metazoa; Nematoda; Chromadorea; Rhabditida; Rhabditidae
Source: the annotation of a GenBank genome assembly